Messenger RNA from Xyrauchen texanus (razorback sucker), 2819 nucleotides. RefSeq lists its product as uncharacterized. The coding region runs from base 322 to 1506 and encodes 394 amino acids. NCBI's taxonomy places the organism in Eukaryota, Metazoa, Chordata, Actinopteri, Cypriniformes, Catostomidae. The transcript has 6 exons. The record is from RefSeq and is a predicted model, not a curated record.
GUUAAGUCUAUGCACUAAAAAAUAUCUGUAUGUUAAGGCAAGUUCUAGAACUGGAACAUGACAUUGGACUUGUUGAUUUAAGGAAGCUAAAGUGCUUUUUAAGGAAAAAAAUGGUUCUCAGCUCUGUGUGGGUUCUGGGACACAACCAACCAAUCAGAAGUUGAGAGUUUUGUUCUCUUUGAGAAUUUUGACUGGUCUGUUAGUGUGGUCAUGGUAAUGUCCUGGUUUCAGUACUGUGGAUUGUCCUUAGUACAUGGGAGCCCUUCCACCAAGCAGUAUUUAUAAUAUUUGGUAAUGGUAUACGGGUAAAUAAGAGUCAGGAUGGGCUUUUCUGGCAGAGGUCUUGCCAUGGAUGGGAUUGGAGACUGGCCCUCCAACAAAAUCAUGAAACGACGAAGCCAGUCACCAUUUCGUGACGUUUCACCUGUACCGUCACAUUACUCAGAACCGGUCUCAUUAUUACACCACCGGGAUGUAAUUGCUAGCCUUCCUCGCCUCCCUGGUGUAAAAGGGGCACUAAGGGAUGACGAUGAUGAUGAUGACACUCGGAGUCACAAGAGUCUACCAGCGGUGAUGACUGCAUUAACCCUCCAAUCCAGACAAAAUAGGCCACACAGAAAUUCUGAGAAUAAAGUCAUUUCCAGAAGUCCCCCUCUUAUAAGUUCCAGGUACAGAAUAGUGACCAUUCCAGAGCUAAAUGUUUAUACAGGCUUCAUACAUUACACAUUAUCAAUUGGAUACCACAAUGAGAUCAGUCAUUCCAGGAAAAUGGUGUCCCAGGUGCAGUUUGAUUGUGAUAGGCACUGGGUGCAAAACUGUCUUCAAACUUCCACCGAUCACCAAAUCCAGAAAUACUUGGAAGGAAAUGGACCCCCGAGACCACCUUGUAGGGCUGGAUGCAGGCCAGACAAAAUGGAAACCAAUUCAGCAAAACAUGCUCAUGCAUUCAACCAUCUGAAAAUUGUACCUGUCGGCCAGACGGCUCUGUCUGUUAAGGUGCACAGUGUUCAAGGAAAUGGGCCCUACCUGUCCCCUUUCAAAGCCUCUGGAGUGUCCAUGGGAUCUCGCCUCUCUUUCCAAAGUCCUGUAGUGCAGGCAGUGUACCCUAUCAGUUCUGACACUGAGCAACAAAUGGAGCAGACUGAUAGAGCAUGCCAACCCCUGAGGUCUGUACUGAAGAAAGCACAUGCACCAAAUGGAGGAGUGUGUAACUGCACACUGGUGCCCCACCUGCUGGAGCCAUUUUCUGGGUUCCAAGAGCAUCUGUGCUGCCAGAUCCUCCACUCUCCCCUACCUCAUCGCGCAGCUCUGCCACAGGUCCAUAUACCUUGCCACCUGAAACAGGUGCAUCUGGUGCCUGCCCGCAGGGGCCCAUAUGGCUCCCUGAUGGAACGCACUGUGGAGCUUUGCAACUCCCAAGGACAAAAGCUUCCCAGGAUCACCAUGACUUGCCCAACACCUUCUCCAAAACACCUCUGUCGUACUGAGACGAGACAUGUGGCUUGAUAGACAAAACAAGCAUUGCACUGUUACUUAAUAAUAAUGCCCAUAUAUAGGGAUAGUUUACCAAGAAUACAAAUUAUGUGAUUCUUUACUCAUCCUCAUGUCGUUCCAAAACUGUAAGACUGUUUUUCUUGUGUGGAAGUUUAGCAGAAUGUUGACUCUGCUCUUUUCCAUUCUUUGAAAGUGAUUGAUGAUUAGAGCCUGUAAAGCUCAAAAAUUGAAAAAAAGCAUCCUAAAAGUUGUGCAUGCGAGUCUUCUGACAUCAAACGAUAGCUUUGUGCAAAAAAUAGGACUUCAGAAAGUGUGUUAUAAAGUUUAUAUUCAAGUUAUUCAAUUUCAGGAAGUUGUUAUUCGCUGAUAUUAUCUCAAUAAUGCAACACAAUAUUGGUUCUCAUGUCCCUCGUAAUAUAUGCGCAUAUUCAAAUUGCACAAAUGAGAGUUGAGGACUAUGGCAGAGGGGAAGACUUUAAGUGAAUUACUUAAAUUUCGGUCAGCUCGUCACACAAAGCUAUCUUAUGGCUUCAGAAGACUUUAAAUAUAGUGCACAAUUCAUAUAACUAAUGUUUUGGUACUUUUAUGAUGCUUUUUUUUUUGUCAGGAACUUGACAGUCCAAUAGAGCUUAAAAUAGGGUAGCAUAAACAUUUAGUUUACUCAGGCACUAGGGUAUUCAAGCUUGAAAUCAUGAUCGCCAAGGAGACUGAUGAUGUCAAGGUUUAUAGUGAAAAAGGAGUUAUAUUUUGGUCUGUUCUCCCCGAAAACUGGAUCACUUCAGAAGAUUUGGAUUAAACCACUGGAGUUUUAUGGAUUACCUUUAUGCUACCUUUAUGUCAUUUUUGGAGCUAGAAAGUUUAGUCACUUUUCACUUGCAUUUUAUGGACAAACAGACAACACAUCUCCAUUCAAAUAUCUUUGCUUGUGUUCUGCGGAAGAAAGAAAGUCAUACAAGUUUAAGAUGACAUAAGGGUGAGUAAAUUAUAAGAAUCAUCAUUCUUGGGUGAACUAUUCCUUUAAAAGACUAUAAAGCCAAGUCUCUUAGCACUGUUCCUGAUUGCUCAGCAAUUAUUGGAGAUGAGUUCAUAUCACUUCUGUUCAUCGCUCUAUUUUGUCAAGUCAUUAUCGAAUCACGUGUCGUCUUUUAUCUGGUUCCCUUAAGGAUUAUAAAGCCAUGUCAGAACUGAACAUGGGGGGGCUGCACUGCUCCACAGAAUCUCAGUGAGCAGUACAGGAAGUGUCUCAGAGGAGCUGUACAUUUUCCAGGGUGUUAAGACCCCUGAGGUACAAAUCCAUUUUACUGUCUUACUAAAGUGAAAUAAAA